AUGAGUUUUUCUUCUUGCAUUAAAUUGCCAUCGUUUAAAACAGAAAAUUCCCCGGAAAAAGAUAUUUCUUCCCGUGGAAACAUGGAUAAUGACAAGCAAACGUAUAAUGAAUUAAUAACAAUUGCUAAUGAGAUAUUUGGACAUGGAAAAUGGAGUCAUGCUGUAACCAGUCAAACAGUUGAUUUUGUAGAAUAUGUCAUGGGAAGAUAUUUAAUUGGGUGCGCAGCAUUUGUAAGAGUUCAAUUACCUGAUGGUACUUUUCACGAAGAAAUGGGAUACAGUAACGCUGAAUCUUCCGUCAAAGGAACUGCUGUUUUUGAAGCUAGAGUUUCUUCGAUAACAAAUGCUCUGAAAAAAUCUCUUCUCUGCUUCGGCGGUAUCAUUGAGACAAAAAUAAAUGAAAAAAUAUCUAGCCAUAAAUCAAAAAUCCAAAAAACUAGCGACAAUAAAUUAUUCCAAAAUGAUCAGAGAGCAAAGACUGAACCAUCAAAAGUGUCAACCAGUAAUUCAGAAAUAUUAGAAUAUGCAAACAGUCCAAAGGAACGAAUGAGAAAAGAAAGUUUGAGGGAAGAAAAAAAAGAUGGCUUGAAAGAACCGAAAAAAGAUGAAGUAAAAGUAAUUAACAGCGUGUCAACAACUACUUCUACAGUACAACUAAUUAAAGCUCCCUCUAAAAGUACAGAAAACACACCACGAACUACAGCUAUGACAGAAGAAGAGUUACGGAUAGAACGUAAACGAAAACAGAAGGAAAAACAAGAGGAGUAUCGUCGGCAAAUGAUGUUAAAAGGUGAAGAAAUUAAAAUAGAUGAUAAAGUACAAAAGGAUCAAUAAAUAAG
Messenger RNA from Cotesia congregata, 839 nucleotides. NCBI's taxonomy places the organism in Eukaryota, Metazoa, Arthropoda, Insecta, Hymenoptera, Braconidae. The record is from the annotation of a GenBank genome assembly.